This is a messenger RNA of Ruditapes philippinarum (Manila clam), 3413 nucleotides long. RefSeq names its product transformer-2 protein homolog beta-like. Gene Ontology annotation, cellular component: spliceosomal complex. The transcript is spliced from 10 exons. NCBI's taxonomy places the organism in Eukaryota, Metazoa, Mollusca, Bivalvia, Venerida, Veneridae. Gene Ontology annotation, molecular function: RNA binding. Bases 134 to 931 code for a protein of 265 amino acids. Gene Ontology annotation, biological process: positive regulation of mRNA splicing, via spliceosome. The record is from RefSeq and is a predicted model, not a curated record.
CCGAAAGAAGCCGGACGAUUAUUUCUACGCAUGCGCGUGUUUCCGCCAUACCAGCAUUCCAAGCGGGAACCAGUGUCGAAAAAGAAAGAAACGAACGUUGCCGUAUAAGUUUUACUUAACUUAAGGAAACAAAAUGAGCGAAAAUGGGGAUGUAGCAUCAAGGUCACCUUCCCAUCAUGAUUCACCGGCACCAUCUGAAGGUUCAAGGAAAAAGAGAUCCAGAUCUAGAUCAAAAUCAUACUCUAGGUCGAGGUCAAGGUCACACUCCCGUCAUCAUAGAAGGAGAAGAUCAUACUCAAAAUCUAGGAGCAGGUCACGAUCCAGGCGCCGUUCAAGAAGUCCAAAAAGGUCAAGACGAUCAAGAAGCAGGAGCCGUGACCGUCGCAGUAGAGACAGGCCUGGUCGUGGCCGACGUGAUCGUACUAGAAGUAGAUCACCCAUGUCAUCACGACGAAGACACGAUGGAAACAGGGAUGAUCCGGAGCCUAGCAAAUGUCUAGGAGUGUUUGGUUUGAGUCUGUACACACAGGAGCGGGACCUGCGGGAGGUGUUUGGACGGUACGGGGAAAUGGAGGAGUGUAAUGUUGUAUACGACAGACAGAGUGGAAGAUCGCGAGGAUUUGCUUUUGUGUAUUACAGGAAUAUUGAUGACUCCAUAGAGGCGAAAGACAGAUGUUCAGGAUUGGAAAUUGAUGGAAGAAGGAUACGUGUUGAUUAUUCAAUAACAAGACGGGCUCAUACCCCUACUCCUGGCAUAUAUCUAGGCAAACCAACAAGCCGAAGCGAGAGAUAUGAGGGCAGAGAUCGCUAUGACGACGGUUACCGAGGCAGCUACAGCAGACAUCGCUCUCCAUCUCCAUAUAGACGUCGUAGACAUUCGUAUUCCAGAUCUAGAUCGAGGUCAUAUUCACCACGUCGGUCUUAUUACUGAAGGCUUGAAGAAAGAAAAUCGAAGAAUAAAGCUUGAAGAUUGAAAAUUUGGAAAAGUUGUUUAUUGAUGAUAAAAAAUGGCCGAAAUUCUGAGUUAGUGCAGAUGUCAUAAGUUUGAAGAUAUUGAAGAAAUAAAGUUAAGUAGACGAAGAAAAGGGAGGGGCUGUGGAAGGCCAUGAAGAGUGGUUUCUGGAAUUUCAUUUCUUGGUAAGAUCCAGAAAAAAAAAUCACAAAUUAUUUCUAGACAGUUUUUGAAGAAAUAAUUGUACUUCUGUCUCUUGGGUUUUUGGUAUAAAAGUUCACUCUAAAAAUGGGUAAUGCAUGCAUUUUUAGCUCGACUUUUCUAUGAAAAGGGGAGCUAUCCUACUCGCCCCGGCGUCGGCGUUGGCGUCACACCUUGGUUAAGUUUUUCGUACCACCCCACUUUAUUUCAGAAGUAUUACAAGUAUGGCUUUGAAACUUACCAUACUUGUUCACCAUCAUAACCUCCAUCUACAGACAAGAGUACAUAACUCUGUCAAGGUUUUUGACAGAAUUAUGGCCCUUUUUUGACUUAGAAAGUGUAUUGAGCUUGGUUAAGUUUUUUGUACCACCUCACUUUAUUUCAAAACCAUUGGAGGUAUUGCUUUGAAACUGACCAUACUUGUUUACCAUCACGACCUUCAUCAACAGACAAGAGGACAUAACUCUGUCAAGGUUUUUGACAGAAUUAUGCCCCUUUUUGACUUAGAAAAUACAUUGAAUAUGGGUAAAAUCCACUUAUUGCCUUAACCCUUUGAGAUAUUGCUUUGAAACUUUUAAUGCUAUUUCACAUCAUUACCCCCAUCUGUACGCAAGAGAAGGUAACUCUGUCAGGGAUUUGUUUUAAAAAUUAAGGCCUUUUAUCGACUUAGAAUCUUGGUUAAGUUUUUUGUACCAGUCAACUUUUUGACUGAACUGGUUGAGAUAUUAAAUUGAAAGUUGGAAUACUUGUUUACCAUCAUGGUCCCAAACAUGGGCAGGAGAAGGUAAUUCUGUUAAGGAUUUUAUUUGAAUUAUGGCCCUUUUUGACUUAGAAACUCAGUUAAAAUUUUCAUUCUUGUCCACUUGUUGACCUAACCAUUUGAGAUAUUACUUUGGAAGUUGGAGUUCUUAUGUGCCAUCAUGAGACCUAUCUGUAAGCAAGAGAAGAUAACUCUGUGAAAAUGUUUCUUGAUUUGUACUUAGAAAUUCCUAGUUAAAGUCUUGUGUGCCCUUAACUGUCAAAGUUUUGUUUUAUAGGCAAGCACUAAAAAAGUCGAGCGCGCUGUCCUUCUGACAGCUCUUGUUUUUAUUGUAAUUGCAAGAGGGCAUAGCUUUUAGUAGAACCUUUUCUUAGAGUUUGUUUACGCAGCUCACUAUUUUGUUUAUAUUGCAAAGGGUUUUGAAGAAAGAAAAUUGAGAAUAUUUUGGAUAGAAAGAAGGAAAUAGAAAAAUGAAGAGAAAUAAGAAGAAAAAUAGAAUAGAAAGAAAAGGGAAUGAAAUAGAAGAAAGAAACAAAGAAGAAGAUAAGAUGGUAAAAUAUUCAAAACUGUCUGUCAACUUUAUCAUAAACUUUAUGGUAAUUUCUAUUGCCAAUAAAUUUUUCAUUAUUAAGACCCAAUUUGACAAAGAUUGAUAAAACUUCCAGUUCAAAGUGAUGUACACUAUUGCAGUGUAACAGUAAAUGUUCAUAAAUAGAAAUUAAUUCUUUUAUACAUUUAUGUUGACAGAUAGAUUUGAAUAUAUGAAAUAAUAUGUAUAAUUAUGUGUCUGUCCGGGCAAAGAGGUUGAUAUUCUUGUUAUGAAAUUGAUGGUAGUUAUAUUUUUCUUCUUCUGAAAAACUGCUUAAGAAACUACUGUUCUAGGAUGAUAACUUGGCAAUUUGUUUACAAAGAUCGCAAAAAAAAAAAAAAAUUGUGUUGUUAUCAACUCAAAUUUCAUUAUGUGAUUUCAUUAUUGGAUAAUAAUGAAGAUUUACCUUUUAACAGACUUUUUCAAGUUUAUGUUAAAACCAAAAUUAUCAUCCUAAUACAGUAACCUUUUUGUAGGAUUUAGAAAUUCUUAUUUAGAUAUUCUUGUGCAGUUAGCCAAUUGAAGUGACCUGCUCUGUUUUUUUGGUAACUAUUCCUCCAGUGACAUGACAAAGUUCACCAAUUGUGGGGGAAUAAAAAAAAUAGUUCUUUAUUACAGGUUGAUUGAUUUAGAACGUUUUAUAUUGUUUAAAUGUGACAUCUUAUGGGAACAAUCUUAUGAGAAAAAGAAAUGUGCUGAGACUGACUUUAUAUCACCGUGUUAGUACAUUUGUGGUUUUUUAACAUACAGAAUUGACUGUAUCAUGUAGCAUACUGUUUUACAGGACAACAUUGGCCAGUGUAUACCCAGUGCUGGUAUUCCUCCUGCCAUAAUCAACAUUACAUGUAUUAAUCUUGUUGUUCCAUCGUAUACUAUUCUAUGAAUAAAUAAUGAAUUCUGUGUAAAGCAAG